Biomphalaria glabrata is the source of this 2157-nucleotide messenger RNA. Its product is annotated as nicotinamide/nicotinic acid mononucleotide adenylyltransferase 1-like. The record is from RefSeq and is a predicted model, not a curated record. The coding region runs from base 110 to 1195 and encodes 361 amino acids. Gene Ontology annotation, molecular function: nicotinamide-nucleotide adenylyltransferase activity; nicotinate-nucleotide adenylyltransferase activity. NCBI's taxonomy places the organism in Eukaryota, Metazoa, Mollusca, Gastropoda, Planorbidae. The transcript has 10 exons. Gene Ontology annotation, biological process: NAD+ biosynthetic process.
UUUCCUAGUAACAAGAGCUCGAGAUUCUCACAGUUCCUGGCAAGUAAACACUUAACGGGACUGAUUAUUGUAUUUGUAGAAAAUAUGCUAGGCAUGAUAAACAAAUGCAAUGGGGUCUCCGGUAAAAGUAAUACUAUUAGCUUGUGGAUCUUUUAGCCCUAUAACUAAUAUGCAUCUUCGUAUGUUCGAACUAGGCCGAGAUGCUCUCAAUAAGACAGGAAGAUUUCAAGUAGUUUCAGGUGUCAUUUCCCCCGUCAGUGAUGGCUAUGGCAAGAAAGAUCUUGUGCCAGCUAAACACAGAUGUGAAAUGGUCAGGGCUGCACUUAAAACUUCAGAUUGGGUCAAGUUAGAUCCCUGGGAGUGCACUCUUAGUUUCUGGUCACCAACUGCCAAAGUAUUGAGGCACUACCAAGAACAAUAUGAUAGUCAUUCAAAUUGUAAAACUACACCAUCAAAAAAGAGGAAAAAAUUGUCCAAUCGAUCAGUCUCCGAUGUCCAAACAAACCACAUCCCAAGUUCAGAUACAGAAACUGACCAAAGCCCAGUUGUGAAACUUCUUUGUGGAGCAGACCUCUUGGAAUCAUUUGCUGUUCCUGGGCUGUGGGCUCAAGAAGAUAUUGAAUACAUUGUCUCCACACAUGGUCUAGUUGUGAUAUCAAGAGUUGGCACAGACCCUCACAAGUUCAUCUAUGACUCUGAUGUUUUAACUAAAUACAAAGAAAAUAUUGUUGUUGUUACAGAGUGGAUCAGCAAUGAGAUUAGUUCAACUAAAAUUAGAACUGCACUGCGUAGAGGAGAGAGUGUGAAAUAUUUACUGCAGGAUGGUGUUAUAGAUUACAUCAAACAGCACCAGCUCUACAAAAUACCAGACAAUAAGUAUAUAAACCACCUGUUACCAUCUCCGGUUGAAAAAGAAUCUAACUCUAAUGAUCCCGAAGAGCAGCCUCAGCGUCCUUCCUCAGCAGAGGUGAAAGUCAUUCUGAGGUCAUCUGCACCAGGAAGUUACAACCCAAAUCACCUGACACUGCACCGCAUGACAACCAAGAUGGAGAACAAAGGUCCUGUCACAAAAAUUGUUCCAGCCCACAAAUCUAAUAGCACCAGCUGUAUCUCAGACUUUGGGAUGCUGGUCAGGCGGGUGAGAAAUUACAAUCUCAGAACCAGGCGGCGGCCACUAAAUACUAUAAAGAAAUAAAUUCUCUCCACUUGUGAAUGUUUUAGUUCAAGGUUCUCCCUCACUACUGUCUGUAAUGGAUGAGAUCUUUUUAUGUGCCAUUCUUUGAUCUGUGUCCAGCUACAAGAAUUCUUGUCUUAGUGUAAGAAUGUUCUAGAUUUCUACAAAAUCUAUAAAAGAUUAACCUUUUUUUAGGUUUGUAGGUGAAAUUACACUGAAACAAUCAAAAUCAAAUCAAUCACUGAAACAAUCACAAUUUGAAUGUUGGGCCUAGUUUUUAUAAGGCAUUUUUAAUGGUCAAUAAAUCAGACACUAAAAGUGUGUUUCAAUGUAGUUUUAUUUUUGUCCAUUUCAAUUUGAAAAGGUAUUAUAAUAAAACAUUAAGAGACAUAAUUGUAAUGCUUCUGUCUAACUUUCUUUUAGCUCAUUAACUUUUUAAAAAACUAAAAGGAUUUUAUUAUUUGCAAAACAUACUUGAUAGUAGAAUUAGUCUUCUCAGACCGUCCCUUUCUAUCAAAAUGUAUCAGUAAAUAAAUGAGAUUUGAAUGAUCUUAAAUCUUUAUUAUACUUUAGUCUAGAUAUUGUUGGUGAAAUUUAAAAAAAUAAUUUUUAAACCAAGCAACAGCUACUUGAAAAGUAUUCAGUAAUCCUUUUGUUUUGCUGAGACAUUAGAUGGACUAGAUUUCAUUCUUGUUUGUACUACCUGGACCAUUCAAUGUUGUCACAUAUUUUAUAAAGUUGAAUGUUGUAAACUGGAAUGUGUUCAUCUAAAGAUGACACAUGAUUAGUGCAAUGAUGUAUGUUCCUAUGAUGUAUGUUCCUUGUUUACUUGUAUUGUAAUGCUAAAAAAGAAAUCAUUAAAAUACAUGUUCUCAUGCUUAUUCAGGAUAACUUAAAAAGCUUCAGUGCCACAUACAAUGCUGUAUAUAAGUAACAACUCUAUUGUUUAAACCAGACUGCUAAAUAAAGUGGAUUAAAUAGAA